AUGAUCAGGAUUUUCUUUCUUCUGUUAUUCGUUAGUUCCAGUUUGGUUGCAGAUGGUAGACAAUAUUUUAAUGACAAAGUCCAGCGCGCUUUUCAGCAAGCGGAGUCUGAGAUUCUUUCAUUUCGACCCCAUUCCGACUUUUCCCAAGAAAGUUCACUGAUGAUCAAUUACAGCAUUGCAGCUUUAGCUGCCAUAAAAAUCUCUCAAACCAAUAGAGAUAAUGAUGGGAAUCUUCCACAUCGUCUAUGUCCCUUGAAGAAAUAUAAAUGCUCUUAUGGGAAAUAUCGACACUUUGAUGGACGGUGCACUAACAUUUUUUCACCUUUAUCUGGCAGUGCAUUUUCACCGUUUUCCCGAAGAUUAAAGGCCAAUUAUGAUGAUGAUAUCUCGCUUCCAAGAUUCCACGGAUUCCGUAAUAAACUUCUCCCACAAGUGGAAAUUAUUGAAAAACAAAUUGCCAAAGUUGCUGCAUCAUUCCCUAUACCACUGACGUCUACAUUUUUGGAUUUCUCAGAUUUUCUAUACAACGAUCUGGCGAAGUUCGUAAAGCUUCAAGAAGGGCUGGGAUGUUGUGGAAUUGGAAGAAGUGGAGAAUGUGUAAGCAUUGGGGAACACUUACUCGAUUGCUAUAUUCGGUCUGCUGCAGCUCCAUACAAUCAUUGCUCGCUGGGUCAAAGAGAACAAAUGAACUUGGCAACAGCAUUUAUCGAUGGAGGACCGAUUUAUCAGGACUUGAAAGAUCUUACCAAAGCCAAAAUUACAUCUACAGUCACCCUGGAUUCUAAAUCUUCCAUUUACAACUUGCUCAUAGACGAACACAAUUGGGUUGUCAAUCAAAUUCAGACCGCUUUUCCAGAUAUGAGUGUAGAACUAGUUUUUGAAGAGGCUAGAAAAUUUGUGAUUGCUGAAAUCCAGCACAUUGCAUUUGAGCAUUUCUUACCUAUUGUGUUGGGAGAAGAAACCAUGGAAAAAUACGAUUUGCGUGCUUCUCAUUGUGAUGGCGGCGCUUGCCAUGAAGUCGAUGCAAACACAUUGAAUGAGUAUGGGAGUGCUGUGGGAUUGUUUUACAAAUAUAUGACAGCACCUGACAAGUCAUUAAUCUUCAAUCCUUCUCAUUACUCUACAUCGGAAUUCUCAACAUCAACAUCCACAACAACAUCAUCUAGUUCAACAUUUAUUGAGAUUUUAAUGAAAGGAAGAGAUCAUGGAAUCCCAACUUAUUCUGAAUGGAGGAAAGAGUGUGGUGGUGGAAAGUUAGAAUCGUAUGAGCAAUUGAUAGGAUUGAUUGAUGAUCGAGUGUUGAAAAGUGUUAGAGAUCUGUUCCCAGAUAUCCGAGAUGUUGAUCUGAUAAUUUUGGGAAUUGCUGAGAAUCCUGUAUAUGGAAGUUUACUAGGACCAACCUUUGGCUGCAUCAUGGCCCUUCAGUUUCAAAAAACUAAAUUUGGAGACUCCUAUUGGUACACUAACAAACUGAACAACGAGCAACUGGAAGAAGUUCAGAAAGCUUCUAUUAGUUCAUUGAUUUGUAGACAUCAAAAAGCAUCUAUAAUCCAAAAAGAUGGGUUCAGAGCAGCAGAUAAUUUUCAAAAUAUCCCCAUAUUUUGUAAUUCCUCUGUUUUUACAUGGCCGGAUUUUUCGAAAUGGGUUUCUGCGCCGGAAAAACAGAAAAACACUCAAUUCGACGUUAUUCUUGGAGAAUGCAUUCAGGAAGUAUCCGCUGCCAGAAAUCGUCAAAAAUCUGAAGUUCUUCAAGACGGACUUCACAAUUCUGUAGCUUUGAAGUCAUAUGGAAGUAUGAUGCUGGCCAAAGAUGAAGCUGUAUAUGAAGCAAAUGUGUCUUUCAUUUUAUUGGAAGCCACUAGGAAGUUGGUGAAGCUUCAAAACAUCGAGUUGGACUCCAUACAGGGAGUUUAUAUUGGAGAAGACUUUGGAGUGAAAAGUGAUACUCAAUGCAAUCCCAAAGACUUUCCGUGUGACCCAACAAAUCCAUAUAGAUCCUACACUGGAUGGUGCAACAAUUUGGAAUCGCCUUCUCUGGCGAACACUUUUCGAGAACUGAAACGUCUUCUACCACCUGUUUAUGAAGAUGGAAUAAACUUGCCGCGAUCCAAGACUACCACUGGGUCUAGAUUACCUUCUCCAAGAGCCAUUUCAAAUGUUGUUCAUCAUGCCAAGAAACUAGAGCAUGCCAAAUACUCGCAUUUUGUGAUGGAGUUUGGUCAGUUCAUUGACCACGACAUAACCCAUUCUCCUGUUGAUCAAAACACCGACGGUACUCCAUUGAAUUGUUCUCGAUGUGACUCUAAUCGUUCUGUAUCACCAUCCUGCUUUCCAAUUCCAGUUCUAGCAACUGAUCUGCAUUUUGAACCAUUCUCCUGUCUGUCCUUUGUUCGCUCCCUACCUUCCCAGAAGGCAUUAGGUUAUCGUAAUCAAAUGAAUCAAGUUAGUGCCUAUCUGGAUGGUUCUGUUAUGUACGGCUCGACGAAAUGCGAGGGAGAUAGAUUGAGGACAUUUCAGGAUGGCAAAAUGAAAACAACACAGAUUUCGAAAUCGAGGAGGCACUAUGGAAUCACUUUGAGUCAAUCAGACGAAUCUGAACAAGAUGGUUGUGUCUCUUCUCCAGAUUCACCGUGUUUUAUUGCAGGAGACGAUAGAAACUCUCAACAGGCUCUCCUUAUUGCUGUUCACACUGUUUUCCAUCGUGAGCAUGAACGAUUAACCAGUCUGUUCAAAAAAGUCAAUCCGCAUUGGGAGGAUGAGAGGAUUUAUCAGGAGACAAGAAAAUUGAUUUCUGCAGAGUUUGCACAUAUUGUCUACAACGAAUACCUUCCGAUUAUUGUCGGUCAAAAAAUGAUGGAUGAUUAUGACCUGAGACCCAGACAAGAAGGAUAUUACAAAGGAUAUGAAAACUGUGAUGCAUCAAUCCUUCAACCAUUCGCCACUGCUGCUUUUCGGUUCGGCCAUUCUACAGUAACCCGGUUCACUCCAAUGCAAGAAACUGUACUCUCUCCUGCCACCAGAGUAGUAGACUUAGCUUCUGAUUUUUUGAACAUGUCUAAAAUUUAUAACAAUGAGGCAGUGGAGCAGAUAUUGGGAGGAAUGCACGGAAGACAUCAGAUGAUGACUGAUAGAUUUGUCGAUGAUUCUGUAAGAAACUUUUUGUUUUCUGAUCGUGGAAGACGCGGAACUGGAUUAGACUUGAUUGCAAUUAAUAUUCAAAGGGGACGAGAUCAUGGGAUUCCGCCGUAUAAUCAAUAUAGAUCAUUCUGUGGUCUGUCUCGCCUCACUUCUUUCUACUCGAUUUUCUCGGAUAUUGAUCAGGAUGGUUUAACGGCCAUUGGAAACGUAUACGAAUCUCCGGAUGACAUUGAUUUAUUCACUGGAAUUGUCUCGGAAAAAGUUAUUCCUGGAGGGAUAGUUGGCCCCACUGCUUCAUGUAUCAUUGCGGAACAAUUCAGAAGAUUGAAAAAAUGUGAUAGAUUUUAUUACGAGAACGGAAAGGAUUACUCAAAAUUCACCGUCGAACAGUUGAAGGAGAUUAGAAAAGUGACAAUGAGCUCGUUAAUUUGUGCAAACACGAAAGUUCCUAAAAUAGCCAAAGAUGUAUUUUCCGUGCCAGAUCCUUUUAGGUAA
Caenorhabditis briggsae is the source of this 3633-nucleotide messenger RNA. The transcript is spliced from 13 exons. Bases 1 to 3633 code for a protein of 1210 amino acids. Gene Ontology annotation, biological process: response to oxidative stress. Gene Ontology annotation, molecular function: heme binding; peroxidase activity. The record is from RefSeq and is a predicted model, not a curated record. Lineage: Eukaryota; Metazoa; Nematoda; Chromadorea; Rhabditida; Rhabditidae.